UGCCCGUUCUCCCCGCCAAGGACGGGGGAGCUGUGAGAGGAGGGGGACAGGAGUCCCCUCACAUGGACACCCGCGUCGUGUCGCUGCAGAGGGACGUCCACUUCCUGCAGCAGCAGCACAGGGAGACUCUGCAGAAGCUCCACGCUGAGAUAGACGACCUCAGACGCAAGAACAAGGAGCUGCAGUACAAGCUGAUAAUGGAUCCUCCAAAAUCAAGCAGAAAAUCGUUGACACGAAGCUUGCAGGGAAUCAGAACGCCUACCCAGGGAAGUGAAGCCCACAGAGGGAUUUACCCUGAGCAGCCGCUGCAGGAUGUACGGCCCACGCAGGACAAGACUUGCAGAACAGGAGAGUGCGAAGAAGUCCUCGGAUCGUCUCCUCAGCAUCCCAGCAAAGAGUUGAGGGGUGGGCUCAUCACCUCAUUGCAGCCCCUCCGCAUCCACAGCAGUCCCACUCACCCACCCCGGGCUCCCACCCUGCAGGAGUGUGAGGUCAUCAUCAGACAGCUCUACAACGCCAACAGCAUGCAAUCUCAAGAAAUUUUACGAGUGAAGGCGGUGCUGAGAGACAUUGUAUUCAACAAGAAAAUCACCCCAGAGAACUACAUCCUGACCAAGGCCUACCUUGCUGACGGCCCACGCAAAGCUUCGGGGGCAGAGAGGUUUCCCCAGCUUGCACGUCAACCACUUCCAAUGAAACCGUCUAGGCCGUCUCCGGCUGUGGUGGCAGACAGGGUUAUCCUCCCAGCUCUCAAACAGAGCAUCAAGUCCACGAUGGCAGAGAGACAGAAGAGGACCCAGGCUGUGCAGAGGAAUCGUUUGAAAAGGACGGUGCAGUGAGAGGGUCGAAGACUAACAAACCAGCAGACGCCCAUCUUCGGAUUGGCCCCCAGCACAGCUUUUAAAGGAAUCCUCAGAAACAACAGACUUACUGAG
Lampris incognitus (smalleye Pacific opah) is the source of this 935-nucleotide messenger RNA. RefSeq lists its product as uncharacterized. NCBI's taxonomy places the organism in Eukaryota, Metazoa, Chordata, Actinopteri, Lampriformes, Lampridae. The record is from RefSeq and is a predicted model, not a curated record. The transcript has 7 exons. The coding region runs from base 63 to 839 and encodes 258 amino acids.